Aspergillus ibericus CBS 121593 is the source of this 443-nucleotide messenger RNA. RefSeq lists its product as uncharacterized. NCBI's taxonomy places the organism in Eukaryota, Fungi, Ascomycota, Eurotiomycetes, Eurotiales, Aspergillaceae. The coding region runs from base 66 to 365 and encodes 99 amino acids. The transcript is spliced from 4 exons. The record is from RefSeq and is a predicted model, not a curated record.
GCUCCUUACUAUACAACCACCACGCUCCUUGAGAUAAAACACACUCCUUUCACCACAUAUUCACAAUGAAGUCUGUUCUUGCACUUGCUACGCUCCUUUUCUCUGCUUCGGCGGUUAUGGGAGCAGAGCUCUCCAAGGUGUCGAUUUACACGAAUCAAGGCACGCACACAACUACGUCUAAUAUUGGGGAGUGUGUCAAGCAUUCGGCUCCUGGUAACCCGGCUCUUAUCAUUGAGGUCGAAACGAAGGGACGGUGUAGCUUUUACAGGCAAGAUCACUGUCUUGGGGAUCCGGAGUUGACCAUGGGCGAGGGAGCCCGGACUCUUACUCGGGAAAUCAAGGUCAUCACGUACAAGUGUGCAUAGAGUCGAUAGACAGUGUUUCGGCAGUUGCCGUGCUAAAAUGAAGUGCUAAAAUGAAGAGGUAUACCAGCCUGGCUAACA